Molecule: messenger RNA, 1527 nt
Organism: Ricinus communis (castor bean)
Lineage: Eukaryota; Viridiplantae; Streptophyta; Magnoliopsida; Malpighiales; Euphorbiaceae
Product: probable aldo-keto reductase 2
Exons: 5
Coding region: 167-1195 (342 amino acids)
Cellular component (GO): cytoplasm
Source: RefSeq, a predicted model, not a curated record
ACUAAUCUUCAACUCUAUCAACUGAUCAUCAAACCAAUAGUACUCGCACUCACUUUGCUCUAUAUUUGUGGUCCAUUUUGAUCCUUAUUUCUUCUGGGGUCUCCUUCAGUGAUCCUUAUUUCUUUCUUAUCAUAUUGGUCGCAACCUUGAAACAUCAUCAAGAGUAAUGGCAGAAGUGAAGAGAAUAAAGCUGGGAACACAAGGGCUAGAGGUAUCAGCACAAGGACUUGGCUGCAUGGGCAUGUCCGCCUUUUAUGGCCCUCCAAAACCUGAACCCGAUAUGAUCGCUCUCAUCCACCAUGCCAUCAACUCCGGUGUUACUUUCCUCGAUACCUCUGAUAUCUACGGACCCCACACCAAUGAAAUUCUUCUGGGCAAGGCUCUUAAAGGAGGGUUAAGAGAGAAAGUGGAAUUGGCAACCAAAUUUGGUGUAUGUUUUCAAGAGGGGAAGAGUGAGAUUAAGGGUGAUCCAGGUUAUGUAAGAGCUGCUUGUGAGGCUAGCAUAAAGCGUCUUCUAGUUGAUUGUAUUGAUCUUUAUUACCAACACCGCAUUGAUACUUCUAUUCCCAUUGAAAUCACGAUGGGGGAACUGAAGAAACUAGUUGAAGAGGGUAAAAUAAAGUAUAUAGGUCUAUCUGAGGCCUCUGCUUCAACAAUCAGAAGAGCUCAUGCUGUUCACCCGAUAACAGCUAUCCAGUUGGAGUGGUCUUUGUGGUCAAAAGAUAUCGAGGAAGAGAUUGUUCCUACUUGCAGAGAACUUGGAAUUGGAAUUGUUGCAUACAGUCCUCUGGGACAAGGAUUUCUUUUACUAGGGACUAAGUUGGUUGAAACCUUUAAGGAGGGUGAUGUUCGGAAGUAUUUGCCUAAAUUCCAGCCUGAAAAUGUGGAGCAUAACAAACACCUUUUCGAGCGGGUUAAUAAAAUGGCAGCAAGGAAACAAUGCACCCCAUCACAACUAGCACUGGCCUGGGUCCAUCACCAAGGAGAUGAUGUAUGCCCCAUUCCUGGAACAACCAAAAUUGAAAACUUCAACCAGAACAUUGGAACUCUGUCUGUAAAACUCACACCAGAAGAAAUGGCUGAGCUUGAAUCCAUUGCCUCUGCAGAUGCCGUGAAAGGUGAGAGAUAUGGCGACCGUGUGCCCACAUACAAGACAUCUGACACUCCACCACUGUCUUCAUGGAAAGCUGUGUAGAUUGAUCACACCAGUAUUUCUCUGCUCUGGUUGCUGAUAGCACCUGUCAAAACCUUAUUCUAUAUUCCUAAUAAAGCUUCUGAGAGAAUGGCAUCUGCUUAAUUACCCCCGAUAACUCUGGUCAUGCAUGCGAUUUUCUUUAUCAGUUUUGCCUGAGGAAGUAUGAAGGUGAAAGCCCCUUUUGGAAUUUUCCUGUAUGUGUAGCCUUAUUGUGACAGGACAUAAAGAAAAGUUUUCAAUUGUACCAAGCAAAUAAAUCUGUCCAAAUGCUGUAAAGUGUCGAGGAUUAUGAUACUACCUUUAUACUAAAUCACACAUAUUAAUUAGUUUUA